UGCACCUUGCUCUCUACCAUAACUUGAUUCUAGAUAUAUCACUCUCAUCAUCCUAGGACCUUCUGUCGGAGAGCUAUUGACGAGCAAACUGAAUAAAACAAAUUUACUGCUGUCUUUUGAUGACGGAGGAUUGUUUCGACCUUUCUUUUCCUAAAUAAGGUUUAACUAAUGCCAUACUUUAAAAAAAAAAUAGUGUUUACUUAGAGUUAAAAGAACUGUGGACUUUGACCCGUGUCAGAACAGCAGCAGCAACAUUCACAGGAAACAAAACAGCUGCGAGGACAAUCUUCGUGGAGUUGUAAAUUGGUCUGUUGUCGCUGUCCAUGGUGCUGAUGUUCCAGGAAUGGUGGAGACGCUAAGUAUCGCCGUUAUUGGAGCUCCCGGAGUCGGGAAAACUUCCAUAAUCCGUCAAUUUAUUUAUAAUGACUUCUCAGAGGUUUACACUCCAACCAGAGACAGGUAUGUGUACAGACCCUCUGUAAUUUUGAACGGUAACAUGUACGACCUGAAGAUUUUGGAUGUCCCGCCAAUUUCGUCGUUCCCCUCCAGCUCGAGCCAGGAGUGGCUGGACCUGCGUUGCAGAGGGGUGCGUAAUGCCAAUGCUUACAUCCUGGUCUAUGACAUAUGCUGUGUGGAGAGCUUUGAGUAUGUCAAGAUGAUCCGCCAGCAGAUCGUGGAGCACAGGGAGGGCAGCAGCAAUGAGGUUCCCAUCCUGGUAGUGGGAAGUAAGAGGGACCUGCAGCGCCAGCGCUUCACCCCUCGCAGGGCUGUCUCUGUACUCGUCAAGAAGACCUGGAAGUGUGGCUAUGUGGAGUGCUCUGCCAAGUUCAACUGGCACGUGGUCCUGCUCUUCAAAGAGCUGCUGGGCAUCGCUGUGGCGCGCGGCAUGAAACAUAACCACACCCCUGGGAUCCGCCUACAAGGGGCACUGCAGAGGAACCGCUGCGCUGUCAUGUGACCCAUUGGAUUCCCCCCGUUGUAGGUUGAAGUUGCCCCUAGGCACUAAUUUGGGGUCAGUUUCACUUUUCCCCCAGUAAUGGCUAAGGCUAGGGUUGAGAAAGGGGAACAAGAUCCUAGAUCUAUACAUAGGGGAAACUUCACCCCGGAACAGUUCCUCCCCACCUGCAGUGUGUGCAAACCCACAGUUUCAUCCGCUGUCCAGUUGGCUGGUUUCAGAUGAUCCUGCACCUAUGCCAGAGCCAUAAGAGCCUCCCAGUCACACCUCAGGGUGAAUAAUAGGUAUAUGGAGAAGAUGACUUCAAUGUAAACGGCUGGAAAACACACUGAGGCCUCCUGCUUUACAGAGCUCAUUUUCUUAUGAGGUUUAUGUGACUCCUGCGCUGUAGCUACUAGGACUGACCUUUGGCCCAGUAUAAGAAGUACAUCUUUAUCACCUAUCGGAACACUCCAGUUCUGUCUCAAUGUUCCGUUUGAGAGAAAGGAAGAAGAGGAAGAGGAUGAAGAAGAGGGUUUGUUAAUGGAUUUAGAGAAGUGGAGCAGCUAUAUCACUUCCAUAGCUCUGGUCAAAGUUAGACACACAAUUAUCACCACACCACCAGGUGUGGUACCGAGCUCCCCAGAUCACAAGGCAACAGCUCCUCAUACUGAUGGUUAUCUGUUGGUUUGAGAGCUUGGGGACUGUGUGCAUCUAGUGGAAAUAGGUACCAUUACUAACAUGACUGGAUAUUUCCUCUCCAUAUUAGCUUAUACAUGUGAAGGAAUGCAACUUCUUUAAAAGUCUUCCUUUUUCAAACCGUGUGUGGUAAUGUCAUGUGAGGUAGACAAAUGCCCUGGCUGUCGUACUUGAAAUUGCAUUAUUCUAAUGGCGAUAGAUGUAGAGUAGGAAAGCCUAGGUUAGAAGGGUAGUGUGGUAGCUGGUAAACAUACGUGAGUCAACAAGAUAGAUGGCCUACUCUUGGUUUACCACAUGCACAUCCUACAUGCAGAAUAUUACGAAAUGCUCUGAGGCCAGGUUGAGUGGUACUGUAGCAGGACCAGAAACCCUUCUUAAGACAACAUAGUCCUCCAGAACACACCCACUAAGCAGUUAACCAUUUGAUGUCUUGCAGGUCACUUUUUUUCAAGAAUUAAACAAACAUUCACUAACAGUCAAACAUUCACUGUUCGAUACCAUUCCACUUAUUGUCACUAAUUGUGAUUGUUAUGAAAUCGUAGUACUGUCACUCUCAUUUAAAGUGUAUUGUUUAGAGGAGGAUAUGAGGUUUUCUUGCAGCAAAAAACACUGCAGUCGUUAAUCCGCUCCCUCCCUCCCUCUCCUCGUCCUCUAUCUGUGUGUUUCUGAUGAAUACAUUAUAUCCAUGGUGCUCUGGGGCCUGCAAGGCGCUCUGGUGCAACCUGAAGAGGCAGUGGUAUAGACAUGAAAUGUGAGGCGGGGAUAGUGGGCAGGGGGUGUGGUUUUGGCGAAUACGUGGGAUGAUUUUGAAAUGCUUGUCAUGUUAUGCACAGGUUGAUUGCCAGGCAAUGGAAGAAGAAAAGAGAGAGGUAGUGACUGUUGUGGGGAGCAAUAAGCUGCAGAGCACCUUGACCAGCCGGACAAGCUGUCUCCAACCACAGACAUCCUGCGCUAUACUAGAACACCUCACAUAGAAUGUAUAAAACCUCCCUCCUCUUGGAUAUACCCAGACCACACACAAGGUAGGAGACACCCAUAGCAUACUAUGUAUUGGCAUCCUACCACUCAAACACGCAUAAUACUUUCUGCAAAUUUCAAAGCAAUGUCUGAAUUGUGCAAUAUAUUUUUAAUGUUUGAGAACGUGGUAAAAAUGUGUCCUAUGAUUACAGACACCCUGUGACAAUGUUUGCACUGAAAAUGAGUACCUGUACUGUGUAUACGUACAUGCAUCAUUGAUUUGCAUGCUUUUGCUGCCAAGCUAGAAGGUCAGGGUUUAAUUGCACUGGUGUGAUUAUGUGUAGCUGUAAUUAUUUACCUGUGUGUACACUAUAUAUACAAAGUAUGUGGACAUCCCUUCAAAUUAGUGGAUUUGGCUAUUUCAGCCACACCCAUUGCUGACAGGUGUAUAAAAUCGAGCACACAGCCAUGCAAUCUCCAUAGACAAACAUUGGCAGUAGAAUUGCCUUACUGAAGACUUUCAACGUGGCACUGUCAUAGGAUGCCACCUUUCAAACAAGUCAGUUCGUCAAAUUUCUGCCCUGCUAGAGCUGCCCCAUAUGCAAUGCCAAGGAGUGUUGUAAAGCUCGUCACCAUUGAACUCAGGAGCAGUGGAAAUGUGUUCUCUGGAGUGAUGAAUCACCCUUCACCGUCUGGCAGUCCAACGGACAAAUCUGGCUUUGGCGGAUGCCAAGAGAACACUACCUGCCCGAAUGCAUAUAGCACUAGCUGUAAAGUUUUGUGGAGGAGGAAUAAUGGUCUCGGGCUAUUUUUCGUGGUUCGGGCUAGGCCCCUUAGUUCAAGUGAAGGGAAAUCUUAAUGCCACAGCAUACAAUGACAUUGUAGACAAUUCUGUGCUUCCAACUUUGUGGCCCUUUCCUGUUUCAGCAUGGCAAUGCACCCAUGCACAAAGUGACGUCCAUAAAGAUAUGGUUUAUCGAGAUCGGUGUAGAAGAACUUGACUGGCCUGCACAGAGCCCUGACCUCAACCCCAUCGAAUACCUUUGGGAUGAAAUGGAACAUCGACUGCAAGCCAGGCGUAAUCGCCCUACAUCAGUGCCCGACCUCAUUAAUGCUCUUGUGGCUGAAUGGAAGCAUGUCCCAACAGCAAUGUUCCAACAUGUAGUGGAAAGCCUUUCCCAGAAGAGUGGAGGCUUUUAUAGUAGCAAAUGGGGGACCAACUCUAUAUUAAUGUCCAUGAUUUUGAAUGAGAUUUUAAACGAGCAGUUGUCCACAUACUUUUGGUCAUGUAGUGAAUAUGGUUAUUAUCAGAGACAGUGAAAAUCAGCUGAGAGGUGUGUGUGUGUUACAUACCUCAGCAGCUGCAUGUAGGUUCAGUUUUUCUGAAAUGAUAUUUAAACGGUUUAGGCCUUUAUAUUAGGACUGGGCGCUGUGUUUAUUUGUAUUUCUUAAAGAACGUUUAUGUAGCAUCUGUAUGAGACUCUAUGGAGAUAGCAAUGGUCGUUUCUUGAGUUUGUAGCAUGAGUAUCCACCCUUUUAAAUUAGACUGUUUGUGUGAGUGUGUCGUAUACAACACAAAGGGCUACAUUUUUCUAACAGAAACAUCACUUGUAUUUAUUUUUUAAUAGUAGGUGUUAGAUGUUUUGUUUUUGACUAUGGUCAAAUAAAAUCUGUUGUGUA
Molecule: messenger RNA, 4270 nt
Organism: Oncorhynchus kisutch (coho salmon)
Lineage: Eukaryota; Metazoa; Chordata; Actinopteri; Salmoniformes; Salmonidae
Product: ras-like protein family member 10B
Exons: 3
Coding region: 344-958 (204 amino acids)
Molecular function (GO): GTP binding; GTPase activity
Source: RefSeq, a predicted model, not a curated record